Molecule: messenger RNA, 2265 nt
Organism: Amorphotheca resinae ATCC 22711
Lineage: Eukaryota; Fungi; Ascomycota; Leotiomycetes; Helotiales; Amorphothecaceae
Exons: 3
Coding region: 52-2208 (718 amino acids)
Biological process (GO): nuclear inner membrane organization
Cellular component (GO): chromosome, centromeric core domain; microtubule organizing center attachment site; mitotic spindle pole body
Source: RefSeq, a predicted model, not a curated record
GCAGCACCACCAACCCAGUUCCUCUUCAACAAUACCCAAAAUCAUGGACACAUGGCUCCUUCAUUCGGCCAGAAGACGCUCAGAUGCUUCUAUUGCAAUAAGAAGUCCGGCAUCAAGUACGAUGGCCUUAUCAGACAAUGGCAAUGCGGACAUUGCGAAGCGGACAAUUUCCUGGACGAGAACGGAGAUAUAACAGAUCCACCAGUUGCUACCAAUUAUGCAGCUCCGCCAGACCUCAAAUAUGCAGCUCCUCAACCCGAACCCCCUUACUCCCCACAAUCGCCACAAUCCUCCGCUUCUACCGUCUUCUGUUCAACAUGCAUCAAAAACCAACAUCUCUAUACCGCAUGCCUUGCUCAAUACCAUAUUGAGUUAGAUCCAACACAUCCAGAAUACAAACAACUCGAGAGAAAGUACUACAAGUACAAGAGAAAUCUCGAGAAGCAAUAUCCCCAGGUCUGCGAAGAUUGCGAACCAAAGGUGCUCGAACGUAUGAGAGAAGCUGGCAAAACUGCAAAGACAGAUUAUCUCAGAAGGUUGCUGGAGAAAUCUCGUGCAAGACGAGCUGCCAGUAGGACGCCUCAAAUAACAAUCUCUGGAGUAUUCGAAUUUACUGGAAAAUACCUGUGGUAUUUUGGGCUUGCUACACAAUUGCUCUGGCAUAUCACUGCGCUGAUUACCGCGGCACAAUACAGCUAUCCGGUCAUAAACGACAAAUAUAUUCCGUCUGCCAUAUUGGAGAUACUCUCCUGGCUUUCAGAGCGUUCCUCCUCCUUGUCAUCCUGGAGUCUGCGGUGCAGCCUAGCUUCAGCAUGGUGGAAUCCGAAGUUCAAAUAUUUGAAUAAUGGCUUCAUCAAUCAUAUCAACGGUUUUGGCGAAUGGUACAAACAUCAAAUGAUAUUACUUGUGGUUCGAUGCCUGAUCUACUACAUUAUUGGAACGGGCGUUCUAGCAGACCCCUUCGCCCCGGCGACUAUAGGAGCUCAUGCAUUCGGGUUCGUAUUUAUCACCUAUCUAUCAAUUGCAGCCAACUGUACUCUCAAGGUUGACAUGACCCCUCUCUGGAACUCUACCCCCGUGAGGCUUCCGAACGUUGGGCCGAGCACAAGCCCAAGUCCGAAGGGAACUGGAAAUAGUAUGGCAGAUGCUCUGGAUCAGAUACUUGCAACGCCAUCCCAAGGAAUACGACCAAUGACACCGCCAUCCUUUCCAUCGUAUGAACACCAGCAACAAGACGGCGCGAAUAGUAGACACGGUGGACGGGCACCUUCUACUCGAUCAUCAGAUAUUAGAAACAUGACACCUGUCCGGCAAAGAAUAUUUAACUCCUCGAUGGGGGUCAACAAUCUGUCAUCAGAGAAUAGUCCAACAAGAUCAAAUCAGAAUCAUGGCGAUGAGGACCAAGAUAUGAUGGACUGGUCUCCAGCUCAAAACCAAUCCGGGUAUCGUGCUUUCAACUCUACUCAAUCCAUUCAGCACGACGCAGAACUUUUCAACCAGUCUCCCAUCGCAUCCCAGCCGGCUCCUUUUUGGUACAAGGUUCCUCCUGCUCCCACAACCCCGGCUCAACGCCUUCGGAAUCCUCCAAAUCAACCAAGAUUUCGUGUUUCAUCUCAAGAAGUAAAGGAGAACUUUUUCAACAACGUCACCCGCCGGGCCCAGGCAUCGGGGUCCCCGGUUGAGCCUCAACCCAUCUUGGGAGGCGGAAGAUCGACGCAUGAGAUUGAAUUUGCGCAACAGAAGUUCUUCCCUCCGUCACCUCCAAGUGAAGCUGGCGAAAACUUGGCGGAGCUUUUGACUUCGUUUUCCUUGAGUUCAGAAACAGAGACCUCAAAGAAUACAGCAAAAGGUCACAGAGUCCGGCAUUCCUGUCAAGCUCUGAUUCUUUUGCUUGGGCUUGUAUUCUGGAAUCAAGCCUUACAUCAUCCGACAGGGCAGACUAGAAAUGUCACUUUGGCAGUCAUGUGUGCAUGCGCGUGUCUUGGUGUUCGGACAAUAUUGGAUAACAUGAAAGCAAUUGCAGAAAAACAGCACAACUUGGUGCAAACUGUUGGUACAAUCCUGGGCGGUAUCGAGCUUGUUGCCGCUAUUUAUGGCAUUCAGGAGAUACUGGUAGGACAUGGCGACUGUGCAAACUACGCUUCACUUGGUACGAUUUUAAUCGGUGGAAUGAUGGUUUAUGAGAUAUGGCGUGCGUCAUUCGGAUGAUGCUCGGUUCACGAUGCGUGCAUACUCCGUGUCGUACUCCCCAUGUUGGAUGGGAUU